This is a messenger RNA of Besnoitia besnoiti, 3816 nucleotides long. Its product is annotated as DNA-directed RNA polymerase alpha chain rpoA. Gene Ontology annotation, molecular function: protein dimerization activity; DNA-directed RNA polymerase activity. The coding region runs from base 1 to 3816 and encodes 1271 amino acids. NCBI's taxonomy places the organism in Eukaryota, Apicomplexa, Conoidasida, Eucoccidiorida, Sarcocystidae. The record is from RefSeq and is a predicted model, not a curated record. Gene Ontology annotation, biological process: DNA-templated transcription. The transcript has 5 exons.
AUGGGUUCCUUCCCUUGGUUUCCGGCCUUUCUGCUGUUGCGUCGUUUCUGGACACUCCUAUGCGUUGUUUCCCUGUUGGCGCUGCACUCGUGGGACGCGAGGCAGGCGAUUCCACGACUUUCAGCGUCUGUCGCACUCGCCCUCUCUUUUUCUCGGCCUCCCUCUGCCGUCUCGCCUAGUGCGAACAUCUGGACGGCCCCUGUCCGCGGCUCGCUGUCUCUCUCCCCUUCCUCUCCUCCACUGGCUCACUUUGCUUCGUCGUCGCCGCUGCAUCUUCCUCUAUUUUCUGGCUCUGCUGCGGCCAGUCCCCCCCCCGACGCAGAGUCUCCAGGUGCUCGCACACUUAGACAGUUUGCCCUGCCAUCGCUAAGACAGUUUCGUCGUCUGAAAAACGCGCGACUCUCGGCGAAACAGUCGGUAGCUUGCGAGGCGAAGCGAAUAACGGGCGCGCCUGGGUUUCGUGUUGCAGCAUAUCGUCUCCCCUCUUCUCCUUUGCCUGCUUCUUCUUCGUUUCUUCCGGCACCCUCUGGGGCGUCUGUGCCGUGUGCGUUCUUAUCCUCCGCAUGCCUCGCAGUCUCCGCGGGCCUAGACAGGGCACCGGUCAAGGAGGCGUUUAGACCGGCAGCAGCCCGACACCACAGGAGAGUGUUUUCUCUCGACUCGAAGGUGUUUUCUCGUCCUGCCUUUUCUGAUCCCGCAUCGCUUCGCACUGCCGGCCUUGCUGCGUCCUUCUCCUCGCCUUCUGUGUCGUCGUCUCUCGCGUAUUCGGCGCCACUGACUACACUGCGUGUGCAUUCUUCCGCUGAUGCCGCGACGCCGUCUCGCAUGCUUCCCCGCGCGUCUUAUUCUGGCUGUUCUUCGAGCUCGCUCCACGCCGAAGGAGAGAUCGCGACGGCCGCUGAGCGCGAAGCGCCUUAUCCUUCUUUUCUCGUGCCUUCUCCUCACCCGCCCCCUCCCGCGGGCUGUCAAACGUGGCAGAAGACGGGGGGAUACGACGAGGAGGACGAACUUAUCCGCCGGAAGGCAGAGGCCUGGCGCGUGGACAGGAGCGCCGCCGAACUCGAUCCCGAAGACCUGGAAAAGAAGAUUGCAGAAGAAAAAAAAGAGCUGCAGCAGAGGUGGCGAGCGAGACUCGACGUUGAGCACAGACGAAAUCAAGACUAUUUCGAGCAACAGAGAGAGCAACAGCGCGAACUGCUAAACUCUCUCCCUGCGCCUCCCUGGGUUCACGUCUUCCGGCCUGUUUACAUGGAAGAGUCGCCACCGCUUAAGUACGAUUUCCGCGUCUACCAGCCGUUCUUCCAGAGUCUCAUCGAGGCUUCUAAGCCAUUCAUCCAGACGAAGCUUAUUCCCCCCUCCGCGAUCCAGCGUUUCCUCGAACGGCGGCAUUUCCCCGAUAGCGCCUUGUCUUCAGGGUUUCGUUUCAAACAGAUCCAGCCCCUAUUUGCACAUAACGCAGGCUGCAGUGCCUUCUUUUACUUUCACACGUGUUUUUCUGCGCUGGCGCCCGCCUUUCUCAACGCUCUCCGCCGCACAAGCAUCUCUCGACUCGAAGCGCUCGCCAUCACCGCCGUGAAGAUCGAAGGCGCCAAGCACGAGUUCUACUCCCUGCCUGGCAUCCGGGAGGACAUCGUAGACGACAUCUUCAAUAACCUCGGAAAAAUCAUUCUCAGGGAAAAGAAGGUCGUGUAUGUGCGCCGGAAGGAAAUAUACGCUUGGCUAGAAAGCCGCGCGCGAGAAAACGCGGGAGCCAAGGCCCUCGAGGGACACGUAGGCGAGCCGGGGGCGGCAGAGCCCGCCGCCGCGCCCUCUGGGGCCGCCAACCCACCUGAGGGUAGGGAGGAGGGUCACACGACGGUCGGCGCGCGCGGCGAGCCCGCAGAAUUCGAAGACUCUUCAGACGCCCCCUCCGGAGGCCAGGCCGGAGUGGGAAAGGCUGAGGACACGUCGUCUCUGUGGAAGCUGUUGCCGCCAGGCACGACGCUCGUCGCCCGGCAGCCGGAGGCGCGCGAAGAAGGCUGGGCGUCUUGGAUGGCGUCUGCGCCUGCCGACUCGGAGGAGGACUCGAUCUAUUACCGGAUUCCUUUGGAGCUUCCGGCGGCGAACUUCACGCAGCCGCUGCGCGCCAAGCUGCGCGUACGCGGGCCGCUGGUGGCGGUCGCUGGUCACAUUCAGCUUCCGGAAGGCGUCGAGGUGGUGAACAAGAAUCAGUAUCUGUUCACUGUGAACUCGGGGUACUACGUGAACAUGGACUUCAAGAUUGAGCGGAUUCGCGAGUACGUGAUGCCGGAGUUCGGCUACGACUCGCUGGAGCGCGACCGCGACGAGGAGGGCUUCAUGUACUUCACCAACUACGUGGCACCCGUCCCGGUGUUCGCCUACGCCGCCGAGCGGCGCGGAGAGGCUGUCCACACCAAGUGGGACAGCGUCGACGAGACGGCGCCGCCCGGCGCAGAGGCCGCGCCCGACGAACACCCCCACGCGGAAGACUCAUCAGACGCGCUCCUGACGCAGGUGCAAGACGUGCUUCGCCAAGCCACUGCCGAUGCACCCCCCGUCGUCAAGUCUUCGCUCUCUUCUCUCCUUGGCGACCAGCGCGAGCCGCGAGACAAAGAAGCCGGCGCAGAAGGAUACCCUGAGGGCAACAGCGAGGUGAAGCUGGAGGGCGACGCAGAGGGAGCGGAGCCGCGUGAAGAGCCCAGGCGCAACGGCAGGAGCCCAGAGCGAGCCGGCGCAGCGGAGACCGGGGCAGGGCGGGAGGGGACACCUGGCGACGAAGGGCAGCCGAACACCCGCAGCCGCUUUCCCGCGCUGUCGUCUGCCUGUUCCCGAAAAGAGGGAGACCGCUACAACGCCUACCGGUUUCUCGAGCCGACGGAGGAGCUCCGAAACGCGUAUCGUCGGGACUACCUCGACAACGAUCUGCCUUACCAAAACCUGGGCGAAGUCGUGACUUUAGAAGUACAAACCGAUGGCAGCUUGACGCCCAGAGAAGCGCUGCUGCGCUGCUGCGACGACCUGAUCAAACAAGUCCUCGACAUUCAGGACGCGCUGAACCACAACUGCCACGUCGGCGUCGACGGCACAGAGGAGGAGGAAUACGACGACCCUGACUGGUACCAAGACGCCCACAGGUACGUCGGCGUGCCGUGGAACCCGUACAAGAAGCCUACGGCGCGCGCGGAGAAGCGUCAAGACUUCUUUUUCAAGGCAGACGUUCUGCGCCAGUACAACAUUCUUCGUGAAAAGAUGGAUGCGCGGCGCGAAGCGUUUGCCUCCUCCGCUUCCUCGGCGGCGGGGGAGGCAGCCGUGGAAGGCCGUCCGCGCGUUUGGCCAUUGCCCGGACGAGGCAUGGCGAGCGACGUGUUCGUUGCCUCUUCGCGCGAGGACGCAGACCUGGUGCAGAAGGGAGACAUUCUCAGAGAGAAGGAGGCACUUGCCACGCGAAUGCUCGCCGCAGAGCGGUCGCGACUGCAGCAGGACUCGCCCGCGGGUCUCGGGCCCCGCGCCGGCGCGACCUACGGCCUCUCUGAGAGAGAGCUGGAGGAGCGCCUGCUUGACGAAGAAGAGGAGGAAGAAAGAACUGUGAACACCAGUCUGAUCAUCCGCAAAGAGCGAGAAGAAGCAUGGCAAGACAAGCAGCGAACGUACAGAGACCUCGCGGAAAAUGAACCUCUGAAACAGCUCGGCGACGGCAAGGGCUUAGUCAAGUACCCGCCGGACACCAAGCCAAUGAUGGAGGCCCCCAGCUGGGUCAUGGAGGACCCUAUGGGACAGAGAAUGCCCAUUGGAUUCAGCGAGUUCAACGACGACUAG